AUGGCUGCGAUUACCGCUACUCCAGCUGUUGAUUUUAGUAACUGGUCUAAGUUACAACAUCUAAUCGGCCACUCAUUUGUCUGCUUACGUCGAUUAUUUAAAACUCGCUAUCUACAGUUUUUCAAUCAAGUAUGGGACGACACACCAACUAUUGGUAGUCAGUUUUAUUCCUCUGUCAUACGUUCAAGUCCAAACAAUUUCCAUUUCUUCCCUGUUCAAGUCACUUCAAUUAAAAACGGUAAUUCGGAAGACUGGGAUCUUACAAUAUUAACGGCACUUCUAUUGAACAUCAGUCGACCAAGAAAUUUGACUAUACCUGAGAAACAAAAAGUCGACAUGGAAGAUCAACUUCUUAAAGAUCUAAGGACUAUCCGUAAUGAAUUAGCACAUCAUGCUACUAGACGUAUCACGGAAAGUGAAUUUGCUCGAUUAUUGCAACGGUUAAAAACUAUUUUGAUCUGUUUCGGCGAAGACGACAGCGAACUGGAUAAACUAAAAGAUGAUAUUGAAUUUAAAUCGUCAAAAGAGAGUGUCGAUAGUGAAAGUGUUAAAGCAAUGAACAGUUUAAACGUUAUUGCGAACCGUUCUUUCAAAGAGAAAAACUACGCUGACGCUAUUAAAAACUUCACAAUGGCUACGACUCUACCGCACAUACCGGCUAAGGACCACGCUCUACUGUACUCUAAUAUAUCUAGUACCCGCUUAGCUUUGUAUGAACAAACUAAUUCGGCUUCUACUGCUGUUACAACUGCUGACGAUGAACGGUAUCGUGCAUUGAAAGAUGCUAAACAAGCACGUAAUCUAUGGCCAACAUGGUGA
Molecule: messenger RNA, 819 nt
Organism: Didymodactylos carnosus
Lineage: Eukaryota; Metazoa; Rotifera; Eurotatoria; Philodinida; Philodinidae
Source: the annotation of a GenBank genome assembly